Siniperca chuatsi (mandarin fish) is the source of this 6206-nucleotide messenger RNA. It is a transcript of the gene arhgef3, whose product is annotated as Rho guanine nucleotide exchange factor (GEF) 3. The transcript is spliced from 10 exons. The record is from RefSeq and is a predicted model, not a curated record. Lineage: Eukaryota; Metazoa; Chordata; Actinopteri; Centrarchiformes; Sinipercidae. Gene Ontology annotation, molecular function: guanyl-nucleotide exchange factor activity. Bases 803 to 2848 code for a protein of 681 amino acids. Gene Ontology annotation, biological process: positive regulation of Rho protein signal transduction; intracellular signal transduction.
UUCAAAAUGUCUUGUCCUUAUCUUAUCGUUUGUAAGUAAAGGCUCAGAAUAUAAAUGAAAAAAAUUGAUGCUAGGUGAAAAGGGAGAAAGGAAGGAAGGAAGUGAAGAGAGUGAGUGAGUGAGCCAGUGAGUGAGUCAGAGAGAGAGAGAGAGAGAGAGAGCGUUAGCAAGCUGUGAGCUGUCAAACCGACUGACAGUGAGAAAGCUUCAACAGCUAUUUAAUAGAGAAGUCAGUUAGAAACCUGGAAUAAGAGAUCCCGACCUCCAGAUGGUCUAAACCUCCAGACCUGUCUGAACCCUGGUGGGAUCAAGCCUUUACUGGACCUGAAGAUCCAGCAGACCUGUGUUUGAAAGAUCUGCUAAUAGCCAGGCGUUUUCAGGAGACUACCAGAGCCGGGUUGUUAGGAAACUCUUCUGGUUUCUCCACUAGUAUCAGGCACUUUUUGGAUACUAACAGCACUAAAGACUUUGUGGAUCUCAUUCUUAACGUUUUGUCAGUAUCACACUUUUCACACACAAUUUCUCCAGACUACUUCUGGACGCUCUGCUGUUUCCAGACUCUUAAAUGGACCCUCUACCAAUACCAGACUCUUUUCUACAGUAGAUGCUCUGCUGGAGUUUAGUUCUUUGUAUCAGACUAUUUCCGGACUCCUUACCAGCGUUAAACUGUUUCUGAAAAUUACACAGCAGCAUAUCAGCACCAAACUCUUCCUGGACACUCCACCAGUUUGAAAAUAUUUCCGGACACUCUCUUGGUACUGGGAAAAGUCCAGAUCCUGUGCUGGGCUUUGUGGUGAGCAGUAUGGUGGUGGGGCUGAGCCCCCUCUGCCUGCUGGUACUCCGGUUUAAGUCUGGAUGCUCUGUGGAGUUCAGCAGAGGGAACAACAACAUGGGGAAACAGGUGGAGGAGCCCAGCACCAAGCGCAGCAAACUUGUAUCCAGGGUGACGUCUCUGGCCAGCCUGCUGCCGCCGGUCAAGACCGCACCACUAAAGAGGAUUGGUCAGACGCUGCAGCGCUCCAUCAAUUUUCGCAAUGAGAGUCAGAUGGAGACAGACGCUCAUCCUCAUCCCUCCUCCUCGACAAUGAAGACGCGUGUUAUCUCAGCGACGGUCUCCAACCCUUCCUCCUCCAUGACUGUGACACGGGUUUCCACGGCAACGGCCCCGGCCGCCAAGCGCCGUGACAGCAAGCUUUGGAGUGAGACGUUCGACGUCCGACUGGGAGCGACGCAACCUCUGAGCCCAAAAGAGAUAAAACGACAAGAGGCUAUAUUUGAGUUGGCUCAGGGCGAGCAAGACUUGGUGGAGGAUCUCAAGUUGGCUAAGAAGGCCUACCAUGACCCGAUGCUGAAGCUGUCAAUCAUGACUGAGCAGGAACUGAACCAGAUCUUUGGUACACUGGACUCACUGAUACCCCUGCAUGAAGACCUGCUGAGUCGCCUCCGAGACGCCAGAAAACCUGACGGAUCCACAGAGCAUGUGGGACACAUCCUGACUGACUGGCUGCCCUGUCUCUCAUCCUACACUCCGUAUUGCAGUAACCAGGUGAAGGCCAAGGACUUGUUGGACCAGAAGAAGCAGGAUCGGCGGGUCCAGGACUUCUUGCAGCGCUGUCUCCAGUCUCCCUUUAGCAGGAAGUUGGACCUGUGGAACUUCCUGGACAUCCCCCGCAGCCGACUGGUGAAAUACCCGCUGCUGCUCAGGGAGAUCCUGAAGCACACGCCCAACGACCACCCAGACUGGCAGCACCUGGACGAGGCGAUGCAGAUGGUUCAGAGCGUGGUGGCAGACAUCAACAGGCGGACGGGGGAGUCGGAGUGCCAGUACUACAAGGACCGUCUGUUGUACACGGAGGACGGACAGAGGGACGAACUCAUUGGCCGGUCCAGGACCCUCAGCUGCCACGGAGAACUGAAGAACAACAGAGGACUCAAGCUCCACGUGUUUCUGUUCCAGGACGUCCUGGUCAUCACCAGGUCCGUCUCGCUCAACGACCAGCCAGUCAGCUACCAGCUCUGCCGCCAGCCAAUCCCCAUCCGGCAGCUGGACCUGGAGGACCUAACAGACGGAGAGAUGAGAGUGGGCGGGUCCAUCAGAGGAGCCUUCAGCAACAACGAGCGGACAAAGAACUUCUUCCGGGUUUCGCACCGUACUGGAGGUCAGCUGCAGAGCCACUGCUUCCAGGCCAGCGACGCCUUCAACAAACAGCAAUGGAUCAACUGCAUCAGACAAGCCAAGGAAGCCGCAGCACUAACUGGAGACCAGCCACCACAGACAGGACAAUGUCUGGAGACAGGGCUGAGUGGACAGAUAGGGCCGCUUGGUGAGACAGGUCUGAGUUCGCUUGGUGAUUCAGGGCUUGAAGAUGAAAAAAGGAUGUGGGGGGAGAUGGAAACAGGGCGGGGUUUGGAACGAGAGGUGGGUCUGAGCGGAGAGAAAGAUCCCGGGUUGGGUAAAGAUGCUGAGGUGGGUUUGACUCCAGAGACAAUGAGGGGUAAGGAGAUGGAGACAGGUUUGGGUGUGGACGGUGAGACGAGGCUGACCAUCGGUGAGACAGGUGAGAUGGAGGCAGGGCAGGGGGUCGGUGGCGAGAUAGGGGCAGAGCCAGUAGCCACAGCAGACGUGAAGAUGGAUGGAGGAGGAGGAGAGACUCUCAGCAUAGGUGCUAAUGAUGUUCCCACCUCCUAUCGCUCCUCUGCUUCUCCCUCUCAAGAGGAGGAGGAGGGGGAGGAGGAGAGGGAGGUGUUGGAGGAGGAGCGGCGUGGCGCUGAGGAGGAGGGAGAGGUCGGCAUGGACACCUGCGAGGUUGACUCACUGCAGUGCGAGGAGCUGACCCUCAGGUGCUGAUGCUGGGAACCAAACGAAAAAGAGGAUGACACACUGAGGGACUGGCACUUCAGCCAAUCAAAUCGAGGACUUGAUGAUGAUGUCACUGACAGACAAAGUGAAAAGAAUAUCAGCGAUCGGACAACCUAUACACAUUAACCGUCGUGUUCCGGAACGCUGCAACUGCUGUAUCCUGACUGCUGGUAACCACGGUAACCACAACAGCGGCCGCCACCACGGCCUGGAACACUGGCCCCAUGUAACUGCAGGGAUACCGUGUUCAAAGAUGGUGCCCACCAGGCACAUACUGCAAAAAACAUUUUCAAGGUUCCUCAGGCUUUCUCUUUUUUUUGGGGGGAGGGGCAUAGAGCAACUUCCUGCUGACUCCCCACACACAUGUGAGGCACAAAAAUUAUUUUCUCGGCUCUUUGAGACUUUUUUUUUUUUUAAUCUGACCUAAUGGCUAAGAUUCUGAUAAUACAAAGACUAAAGUUGGAAUGUUUGUGAAGCUCAGAAAAAUGUAUUUAUGGUUUUACUGCCUUUUGAAAUGAUAUAUGUGUAUGUGUUUUGGGCCAGUGGCUGUCACGUGACCUGCAGUUCCAACUGUGGCCGCAAUGCCAAACAUCACAAGCUAACGCUGUUCCUUUUGUCAGGUCACUGUGGCUACCACUGUGUUCCACAUCAGAGGCACCAUGUUAUUAUGGUUAUCGCAGUUCAACAGAUUAGAGGGUGACACACAAGAGUGAAAGUAGUUCAUAGCUUGUUUGAUCCCAGUUUAUCCUGAAUUUAUUUCUUCAUAACAUUAGCUCACUUACUUUUUUGUAAUUGUAAUUUUGCACUUGACCUGCCAUUUGGACAAACUGGUUUGCUGCCAAUAGUCUUGACCUUUGCACAAGGCCAGCACCUCUUAUUUAACUCACAACUGUCAGCUGUUUGGGCCGUUAAAGUUACCCUGUGGAGUUUGUGACGAAUACUGGUGCUAUGAGUGGGUUGUUUGUAUCUCGUGCUCUAUACUAGCAUGUGCAUAAGGACGUACAUGUAGGCGCACAAGCACGCCUAUUAUGCAUUACACUUACAGUUGGUGGAGGUAACGAGGCCAGAGAAAGUUAGCAAUGUGCUAAACACUGAAUGUAAACAUAACUUGUUUGUUUAUAAGUAAACUCCACAGGGCACCUUUAAAACACUGCUCUACCAAUCAAUUUAAAUUGACUAGCAAAGAAGAAAGAUACUUUGUGAACUUCUGCUAUUUGCUGGUUCAGGACAGUGGGAUUUUCAGGAAUCCUCUGCACACACUUCUGUUGUCAACAAUAUCAGUAGCAUUCCUAGUAAUACACACAAAGGGUUAUGACAUGGAGACCAAGUGAGCCAAUCAUAGACUUCAAGUAAAGUCAGUUGAAGACAAUAAAAUAGCUUUUUGCAUUUAAAACACUAUCAAUGAAUGAUAAUGAAUCAUGCUUGCAGCUGCAACUACCACUCAACACUAAUGCAAUACUUAAAAAUAUGAAACUGAGCAUUGCAGAUGUAUUGUGACUAUUGGUCACGUACCACCUCUGUUGUAAAGAUGUGGGAAAUGCAGACUCUGGCAAGAACUAUGCCAGUUGGAGUCAGGAGCGCAAACCUUGUACAGUUUUCCAAAACCAACUAAACAGUAAUCAUCUCAAACUUGAAACUUGUAUCUACAAUUUUGGUGAUUUUCAUUCUUCCAGAUCAGUUGAAGGAUUCCUUGCUCGUCAGAAAUUCUCCUAACUUGUUGUGUUUCUAAAACUCUUUAAAUAAUGUCUUAAAAUCAGUUACAAUGUCUGAAAACACUGGAGAAAACAGAGCUGUGCACCCAGUUCUCAUGAAUUAUCAAAGUUCCAAAUAACUUAUUAGCCUACAUUCACGACGAUUUGUGAAUGUACAUUCAAAAAGAAAACGCAUUAGCAAAUACAUUUUAGUGAAAAGUAAUGCAGGCCCACAUUGCAAUGAUUACAGUAUGUGCGAUGUCAAUACUCAGUGAAUUUCAUUGCAGGCAGGAGUGAUGUUCAUACAGUGGACUGAGAUAUGGUUGUGGUGGUGGGGUGCAUAGGCUUUUGCCCUUGACACAGCAUCCUGUCCUAUCUCUUAUUUGUAACCAACGGUCAAUAUUUUAUUUAACCAUGACCAUGAUUUUUCUGUAAAAGAGCUUUAAUUACCUAUUGCCUCAAACCUGCAUUUAUCAAUAUUUUUAAUGUUAACAUGAAAUAAAUUGACUGUGUAAUGUGAAUGGUUGUAACACCUUAGAGGUUUUCAGCAAACAAGCUCUGAUAAACCCACUGUACACUACCUGCCCAGCACCAAACUGCACGCAGAGAAGAUUAUUAAUAAGAAAAUUGGACAAACACGACUCCAAUGGGAUGAUGUUGCUCCGUGUCUGCUAACCCGUUAGUGAUAGCAACGUUAUAAAGUGAGAUGGUGGCUGUGGAUCUGUCAGCUUGUUUGAUGUUUCUCCAUCUAGUUGCCAAAAAUUGAUUAAUGCAGUGUUUAUAAUAGUUGGCGUUUACAGAGGAAUAUUGCUGAAGAUAAAUAACUAUAAAUAAAAUGUUGUCAGUGAACAUUUUGCAGACAUUUACUGUGAAGAAAAAUUUAAGAUCUCCACGUGGUAUGAACUUUCCCUCAAAACAUAUUUUGCUAAUCCCAAAUAGUUGUGUAUGUGUAUUACAGAUACAGUAUUGUAAUUUUAGCAUGUAGUCUACUUAACGCAUUCCAAAUGCAUUAAACGCAUGUUACGUGGAAGAGCUGAGCAUCAAUCCCUACAGUUUUGCCACAACAUCCUGUAAAACUGAAGCAUCUUGCAGCUGCUGUACGUGUCACUACAAAGCUGCUGCAAAGUGAAAUGUUGAGUUAUUUGUCUUGUCAAUCAGAGAAGUCCUAAAGGAGGAGCCUGUUGUGUAUGUACUGUAUGUAUGUAAAGAAUGUAUAUUAGUCUAUCUGUAUAUGAAUGUAGGAACAAAGCCAAGCAUGUCUGUUUGAUUCGUGUCAUGUGCUAACACACAACACGUGAAAUAAGACUUGCAUUGUCAAGACAAUCAGUUUAAAUGACCACUUUCCAGCAUAGUUGUGAUGCUGAAGUUGCUAAUUAUGAUGAUGAUGAUGAUGAUGAUGAUUGAUGAUGAUUAUUAUUAUAAUGGUUUAAGGCUACCACAGUGUUAGGGCUACCAGACAGUUACCACAUUUUGAUUAUUGGUGGUUAUUUGCACAUCUCAGACGUUAGAGAAAAUGUCCCAGACAAAACUUGUGCACACUAUCAGUUACUCCUUAUUCUGUUGAGUAAAAAAUAAAAAGGUAACAUUUAGUUAAGGUAUCAACUAAUGUGUGGAUUGUCACAAGACCAAAGCCUCAAUAAACUGUUAAAAAAGAA